Molecule: messenger RNA, 666 nt
Organism: Xylona heveae TC161
Lineage: Eukaryota; Fungi; Ascomycota; Xylonomycetes; Xylonales; Xylonaceae
Exons: 3
Coding region: 255-551 (98 amino acids)
Source: RefSeq, a predicted model, not a curated record
CACUUAGGCAAGAACCAAAUACGUCAGGUCGUCGUCGUUGCCCUCCACACAAACAUCAUAUUCACGCUAGACAGAUUCAGGACCUGCACCCCGUGUGACAGGAUCCAGCACUACAUAAAGACCCCUCCCCUCGCAACCUCAUCCAUCUUCUUUUCUCCUCAUCAACACACGCUUCACUUAAACAACCUGAAUUCUCCUCUAAGAUCUUCCAAUACACAAACACUUUUCAUCUCAAAUCAUUCAAAUCCAUCACAAUGGCUGACCUCGGACGCAAGGAUUUCUCCACCCAGGCCAAGGAGAAGGUCACUCCCGACUCGCAGAAGUCGUACCUUGACCAGACCAAGGAGUCGGUCACUGGCACCGCUGACAAGCUUGCUGGUUCCGUUCAGCCCUCCGAGGACAAGUCCACCACUCAGUCCGCCUUUGACACCACGCGCUCCAACAAGGAUGACGCUAAGGGCACCAGCCAGUCUUACCUUGACUCGGCGAAGGACACCGUUGCCAAUGCGGCUGGCUCCGUCCAGAACGCCCUUGGUGGCGGCAGCAAGUAAAUGAUUACAUUUUACUUUCCAACGAUUAAGAUACACCAUAUUGUUCUCUCGUUGUUUGUCAAUCGAUUGACGACUGCACAAAUGGGUUUCUCGGGCUACAACUGAGAUUUGGGUU